GGUCAUGGCAUGCAGCAGCCACUCCCACUAUUUUGAGCUAGCUAGCCGUCUUUAAACCAGACAGAGAGCCACGGCCGGGCACACAGUGCUGCUAGAGGUUGAGCAAUGUCCAUCUACAGCUCUAAACGCAAGAGCAGGAGAGCCUCCAGGUCUCAGCUAGGUCAUCUGAAGCUGUCUGUGUACGAGGACUCUAGUGCACUCAUAGUACAUGUAUAUGAAGCACGAGGACUUCAGAGGAGAGAGACUUCUCCAUUGGAUACAUAUGUCAAGCUGUACUUGCUACCUGACCCAUCCAAGCUGACUAAAGAGAAGACUAGAAUAGUCAAACAAAAGGAUCCAGUGUUCAAUGAAAAGUUCUCCUUCAUUCUCACUGGGAAUGAAGACAUUGACAAGAAGCUCUUGAUAUCAGUAUGGAGUCAUCACACUGCAUCAAGGAACGAGAUGAUUGGAUGUAUGACAUUCAAGGUUGCUGAAAUCCUUGGCCCAGAUAAGAGUCUGAAUGGAUGGUACCAGCUCCUGGACGAGGUCAAAGGUCAAGAGUCGUACCAUCAGGUGCCCCUCACCAUAUCCCGGUCCGAGGGAACAAGAGGUGACCCUUGCAAGAGGACCUUUGCAGUCACGCUGGUCCGCAGUGAGAGAGGGUAUGGCUUCAGUGUGGAUGGUCACAGUCCUGUGUUCAUAUCACAGGUUCUCAAAGGUUACCCGGCUGCCCUGGCGGACAUAAAAGUGGGGGACACACUAAUAGAGGCGGAGGGUACGGACGUGACCAAGGCCAGUGCUAACCUGGUAGUCACCAUAUUCAAGAAAUGUCCCCAGGUCAUCCACCUCAUACUACAGCGAGGACAGUAUAUAUCAGCCUCACUACGCCGUCCUCCUAAGAAGAAGACCUCUCUAACGACACCAUACUCUCAAUCUCAGCUGUCCCUGAGACCACGCCCCUCUAGGACUAGUCUAUCAGGCCUGUCCCCUGAGCAUCAUCAGCAUCACAGUACAUCACGCAGAGCCUCCACUCCAUUGUAUGAGAGCUCCUUGACACAGCCUGACUCUGUUAUAGCUGAGAAUGGAGAUCACACGAUCAAUCGAUGGUCCUUGAGUCGUAGCCGCGAGCAGUUGUUUGCCAGUCAAGGUCAACUGAGGUCAGCAGAGAGUGUUGGACAAGGUCAACUGAGGUCAGCAGAGAGUGUUGGACACUUUACUCGACAGUCGAUUGCUAGCAUCCAGGAGAGUGAGGGCACACCCCCUCACACCCUCACACAGCCGUCCAACGAGCCUCACACCCUCACACAACCCACACCCCCUCACACCCUCACACAGCCAUCCAACGAGCCUCACACCCUCACACAACCCACACCCCCUCACCCCCUUACACAGCCGUCCAACGAGCCUCACACCCUCACACAACCCACACCCCCUCACACUCUCACACAGUUUGAAUCUCUCGCAAAACCGAAUGAUCUUGGAGCUCUUGUUAAGACUGCAUCACCUCGUAGCAAACUAGUGGGUGUGGUCAGAGGAAAUCUUGACUCCGCCUACUCCUCUGGUAUUGAUUCAACUGAUGCUCAGCCGGUCGACUGGGAGAGUCUUGGUCAGAUGGGUCAGCAAAGACAGAGAGCAGUCAACAACCUCCUCACUACACAGCUCACACUCACGGAGGAACUAAAGAUGGGCGUGGAGACGUACAUUGAACCCUUGACCUCUAUACUCCCACCUGACGUACAUCAGAGAAUGUUCAUGGGGCUACAUCAGUUGUGUGCUGUUUCCGUGUCGAUAACGAGUCAACUGAAGCCACGGCGGUUGCCUUACACUUCCCCUGAGGCUGCCCCCUUCAACACUUACAUUGAGAGUCUGGCUGACAUCUACUGGUUCAAUUUCUCCGAGCUACUAGAUUGUCUGACUGUAACACUGGGUAACUCUGGAGUAGCCAGGCAGGAGAUUGCUACCUCCUUUGCCAUGUUUGAAGCUUUCUCUCGAUUGGUGGAGGACAGUGUUGUCAAGGAGCACAAACACAGUAUCUACUCAUUUGUGGAGGCUGUCAAUGAAUACGUGCCUAAACUAGCACGCAGCAUGUUCGCCCUUGUGUACUUUACACCCCUGACUCACGAGGAUCAACGUCACCUGGCUAGCAUCACGCAGGAUCUGAUGAAGUUGUGUAGAGACAAGGACCUGAUCAGCCGCUGGGAGAGACAGACCGAGUCCAUGAGGAGGCUGGGGUUGUGUGUGGCGUUUGGUAGUAAGGUGAAGCAGGUGAGACUGAACACACCAGGACGCCUGCUCAUCCAGGAGGGGGAGAUGGUCCUAGUGGAGAGGAGGAGGAAGAGAAAGGUGUGGGUGCUACUACUAUCAGACCUCCUACUAGUCACUAAGAAGCAUGGCAGGAUACUCACUGUCACAGAGGACCCACUGCCAUUGGAGCAAGUCAUGGUGCAAGACUUCCACUGCUCUGACUCUAAUGAGAUUCAAGUUUCAACAACUAACGGAAGCUGGAGUCGACUGUUUCGUGCUGCCAGUGAGGGGGAGAAGGAAGUGUGGAUGGCCAAGAUCAAAGAGAGAGCGUCCGGGUCGCUUAGCAACCGUAGAAAGCAGGGAGAUAAGUCGCGGAGCUACCUUCAGCCACAUAUUGCCGAUGCUCUAAGGAAGCAAUCACACCAGAUACAGGCCUCUGCUGUUACCAUGGAGACAACAGAUAAAGGAGAGGAUUCACUGACCAGAGGAUCGUCCAAGAGACGCAGUCUGUUCAGUAUGGGCUCCAAGAGAGACAAGAUAUCACCCUCAGAGAGAAACACUAAACUAAAGAGGAGCUUCAGAGGGAAGCCAGCUGCACCCAAGAAGCUCACACUGACAGAUGUCGCUGUGGAGACACUCAAGAAGUGGAAGAUCUCCUUUGACACAAUGAUUCACAGCCAAGAUGGAUUGGUUUUGUUUGAGGAUUUCCUCAAGUCUGAGUUCAGUGAAGAGAAUAUUCAGUUCUGGAAGGCGUGUCAACGCUUCAAGACCGUUCCCAUGGAAACACUAUCUGACGAAGCUAAAGCCAUCCACGAUGAAUACAUUUUACAACGAGCUCCUAAAUGGGUGAACUUGGACCACCCCACUACCACGGAGAUAGCGGACAGACUGGCCAGUCCUGAUCAGAGCAUGUUCCUCAAGGCUCAGCACCAGAUAUACAUACUCAUGCAAAGAGACAGCUUCAAGCGAUUCAUUGACUCUCAACAUUUUCAAUCUGCACUAAAAAGAUAACUUUUAUCCCCACCAUAAUAUUAUUGUUACGUUUGUCUGUCAACAUAAGUCUCUUAAUUAUUUAUUUAUUACUCAAAUACAAAUUAUUUUGUCUGAAUAAUAAUUAUACACAAAUUGGAAAGUGUAAAA
Halichondria panicea is the source of this 3363-nucleotide messenger RNA. RefSeq lists its product as uncharacterized. The record is from RefSeq and is a predicted model, not a curated record. NCBI's taxonomy places the organism in Eukaryota, Metazoa, Porifera, Demospongiae, Suberitida, Halichondriidae. The coding region runs from base 106 to 3234 and encodes 1042 amino acids. The transcript has 22 exons. Gene Ontology annotation, cellular component: nucleus; plasma membrane. Gene Ontology annotation, molecular function: protein binding.